Pteropus alecto (black flying fox) is the source of this 1408-nucleotide messenger RNA. RefSeq names its product Sp7 transcription factor (gene SP7). The coding region runs from base 28 to 1269 and encodes 413 amino acids. Gene Ontology annotation, molecular function: RNA polymerase II cis-regulatory region sequence-specific DNA binding; DNA-binding transcription factor activity, RNA polymerase II-specific. The record is from RefSeq and is a predicted model, not a curated record. Gene Ontology annotation, biological process: regulation of transcription by RNA polymerase II. NCBI's taxonomy places the organism in Eukaryota, Metazoa, Chordata, Mammalia, Chiroptera, Pteropodidae. The transcript has a single exon.
GCUCACUAUGGCUCCAGUCCCCUGGCCAUGCUGACAGCAGCGUGCAGCAAAUUUGGUGGCUCCAGCCCUCUACGGGACUCAACGACAUUGAGCAAAGCAAGCACAAAGAAGCCAUACUCUGUGGGCAGUGACCUUUCAGCCCCCAAAACCAUGGGGGAUGCCUACCCAGCCCCCUUUUCAAGCACCAAUGGGCUCCUCUCACCUGCAGGCAGUCCUCCAGCACCCACCUCGGGCUAUGCCAAUGACUACCCUCCCUUUUCUCACUCAUUCCCUGGGCCCACGGGUACCCAGGACCCUGGGCUACUAGUGCCCAAAGGUCACAGCUCUUCUGACUGCCUGCCCAGUGUCUACACCUCUCUGGACAUGGCACACCCCUACGGCUCCUGGUACAAGGCAGGCAUCCACGCAGGCAUCUCACCAGGCCCAGGCAAUGCUCCUACACCUUGGUGGGACAUGCACCCUGGGGGCAACUGGCUAGGUGGUGGGCAAGGCCAGGGUGAUGGGUUGCAAGGGACACUGCCCACAGGCCCUACUCAGCCUCCAUUGAACCCCCAGCUACCCACCUACCCAUCUGACUUUGCCCCCCUUAAUCCAGCCCCCUACCCAGCUCCUCAUCUCCUACAACCAGGACCCCAGCAUGUCCUACCCCAAGAAGUCUAUAAACCCAAGGCAGUGGGCAAUAGUGGGCAGCUGGAGGGGAGCGGUGGAGCCAAACCUCCUCGGGGUGCAGGCACAGGGGGCAGUGGUGGAUAUGGGGGCAGUGGAGCAGGGCGCUCCUCCUGUGACUGCCCCAACUGCCAGGAGCUAGAACGCCUGGGGGCAGCAGCAGCUGGGCUAAGGAAGAAGCCCAUCCACAGCUGCCACAUCCCAGGCUGCGGAAAGGUGUAUGGAAAGGCCUCACACCUGAAGGCCCACUUGCGCUGGCACACGGGUGAGAGGCCCUUCGUCUGCAACUGGCUGUUCUGUGGCAAGAGGUUCACCCGUUCAGAUGAGCUGGAGCGCCAUGUGCGCACUCACACCCGGGAGAAAAAGUUCACCUGUCUGCUCUGCUCCAAGCGCUUUACCCGGAGUGAUCACCUGAGCAAACACCAACGCACCCAUGGCGAGCCAGGCCCAGGCCCUCCACCCAGCGGUCCCAAGGAGCUGGGAGAGGGCCGCAGCACCGGGGAAGAGGAGGCCAGUCUGACACCCCGACCUUCAGCCUCUCCAGCACCCCCAGAGAAAGCCCCUGAAGGCAGCCCUGAGCAGAGCAACCUGCUGGAGAUCUGAGCUGGGUGGAGGGUCUCCAGCCCCAACGCUAUUUGCCAGCCUCUUCUGGCUCCAUGGACCACUGCUUGCCCCUCACUCCUUUUGCCCCAUGCAUGCUGUCCUUUGGGGCUCUCACCAUCUCUCCCUUGGCUAUUCUGAG